AUGAAGCCUACCUCUUGCUUCCUUCUCAUCCUCAUCCCCCUCAUCCAUCUGAUGAUCCUGGGAAAUGCUCAGUGUUCUUUAGACUCCACUGUGGAUAAAAAGAUAAAGGCAGCUCUCACUGCUCUAGGGUACAGUCCUACUGCCCCAUCAAAGAAGAUGUCACGCACCGCCAUCCAGAGCUCAGGCAGACUGUCCUCCUGCCCUGCAGGGACCAUCGUCACCGGCUGCUGUGGCUGUGCCUGUGGCUCCUGGGAUGCGCAGCGUGGUGGACUGGCCCGCUGCCCGCGGCUGCAGCCUGGCCUGAGCAGGAAGGGCGGGAACCCCGCUGGGGGACCGGCACUGCCCUGACGCCGUGACCCCAAAUGGGGUCC
This is a messenger RNA of Manis pentadactyla (Chinese pangolin), 371 nucleotides long. It is a transcript of the gene RETNLB, whose product is annotated as resistin like beta. Gene Ontology annotation, cellular component: extracellular region. The record is from RefSeq and is a predicted model, not a curated record. NCBI's taxonomy places the organism in Eukaryota, Metazoa, Chordata, Mammalia, Pholidota, Manidae. Gene Ontology annotation, molecular function: hormone activity.